This is a messenger RNA of Leguminivora glycinivorella, 16863 nucleotides long. RefSeq names its product microtubule-actin cross-linking factor 1-like (gene shot). The record is from RefSeq and is a predicted model, not a curated record. Gene Ontology annotation, biological process: wound healing; intermediate filament cytoskeleton organization. Bases 447 to 15683 code for a protein of 5078 amino acids. NCBI's taxonomy places the organism in Eukaryota, Metazoa, Arthropoda, Insecta, Lepidoptera, Tortricidae. Gene Ontology annotation, cellular component: cytoskeleton; intermediate filament; cytoplasm. Gene Ontology annotation, molecular function: microtubule binding; structural molecule activity; calcium ion binding. The transcript is spliced from 97 exons.
CACAGCUGAGCGCAAGCCAGUUUGACAGUUCUCGCCACACUCAGUUGGCCGGUGCACGGCGUCGCGGCACGAUCGUCCGCCAUUUUGUUAUUUACAAAAUUCGAAGUUUAAAAACCGUGUUUCCACUGCUUCUCUAUUUAACCAGAUGCAAGAAGCUAUGUGAAAUCCGACGUGAAUCAUAGACGAAAACGAACCGACAUUCGAACGUAACCAAGCAUUCCAAAUUCACCAUUAAGUUGCCAUAUUAACAAAACUAUUAAUCAAUAAGUAACAGAUAAAUUAAGUGAAAAAAAUAGUGUCAAGAUCGAGUGUGUGUCAAGGGAUCUGUGCAACUUUCCUUUUACGGAUGUCGUGAUACUGGUGAUUCAUUGACAAGUUCGCGAACAGGAUUUUGGCGGAUCCUGUCUCGUUCGGGAAAAAGUGUAGUGUUGUGAUGAGAGUUUAAAAUGUCGACGCAAGCGUACUAUAAGGAGCGGCUCGGGUUUGACCCGCAGGAGGAAGUGAACGGGAACGGGUUCUACGAGGGCCACCAGCCGAAGCGACACCGCGGCGACAGGCGACACGCUAGCGAGUCGCACGACCAGGUCUACGAGGAGAACUUGACCAAGUUCAAAGAUGAACGAGAUGCCAUACAGAAGAAGACGUUCACAAAAUGGGUCAACAAACACCUUAAAAAGGUGAACCGGCAUGUGAACGACCUCUUCGAAGACCUGCGCGAUGGCCUGAACCUCAUCUCGCUGCUGGAGGUGCUUUCUGGCGAACACCUCCCGCGCGAGCGAGGCCGCAUGCGUUUCCACAUGCUCCAGAACGUCCAGAUGGCGCUCGACUUCCUCCGCUACAAGAAGAUCAAGCUCGUCAACAUCCGAGCUGAAGACAUCGUCGACGGGAACCCUAAGCUGACCUUGGGUCUUAUCUGGACCAUCAUCCUGCACUUCCAGAUCUCUGACAUCGUGGUGGGACAAGAAGCGAACGUGACAGCCCGCGAAGCGCUCCUGAGCUGGGCGCGACGCUCCACGGCGAAGUAUCCCGGAGUCAGGGUCACUGACUUCACGUCAUCCUGGCGAGACGGUCUCGCCUUCAACGCGCUUAUACACAGGAACCGGCCUGAUCUGAUAGACUGGCGUAAUAUCAGGUCAAGACAAGUCCGUGAGCGGUUGGAGACAGCGUUCCACGUGGUCGAGAAGGAGUAUGGAGUCACCAGGCUACUUGAUCCUGAAGAUGUGGACACCCACGAGAUCGACGAGAAGUCCCUCAUCACGUAUAUCUCGUCGCUGUACGAAACUUUCCCCGAGCCCGCGGCUGUGCACCCGCUGUUCGACGCGGAGUCGCAACGCCGCGCCGCCGCUUACACCGAGCAGGCGGCCUCGCAUAGAGCCUGGCUGCAUGAGAACAUCGCGCUGCUGCAGGACCGUGCUUUCCCGUCAACUUUGAUCGAGAUGAAGAAGCUGCUCAGUGAGAGCACGCGGUUCCGCAGUGAAGAGGUGCCCAUCAGGCAAAGAGAGAAGCAGAAGUUGUUCCACCAGUAUAGGGAGUUAGAGAAAUAUUUCGAAUCGGUGGGCGAAUGCGACAUAGAACCGACACUCCGACCAGAGGCAUUGGAGCAGGCGUGGUCGCGGCUGCUGAUGGCGCAGCAGGAACGCGAGCGCGAUCUCGCCGACGAGAUCCGCCGCCUCGAGCGCUUGCAGCGGCGAGCGGAGAAACUACACAGGGAUAUAAAACAGACAGAAGCCGGCCUCGACAGUGUCGAGCGUCACAUCGAGAGCGAGAUCCGUCGCGUGGAGCGCGGCGUGCAUCCCGCCGAGGCCAAAAUGGCCGCCGAGCAGAUCGAGCAAGAACUCAGGACUAUGGAGAACACGAUACAUGAGAUGUUCCAGGACGCACAGGCGCUUAAAGAGGGACGGUAUCCACAGGCAUCUGACCUGCAGAGACGCGUCCAACAAAUCCACGACCGUUGGCUGAACGCGCGACAAGCGUUCACCGGCCGCCUGCUGCCGCGUCUGUCGUCCGUGCGCCUCCCCGUGCAACAAACAACUGUCCGCAGAGAAACGCGCACUGUACUGGAGACUAGAGUCCAUGAUGCGGACCCGCUGUUCCAACAACUUCAGGAUGCGACCAAGUGGUGCAAGGACCGACUGAAGAAACUCCACGAAGCCGAGUACGGAUCCGACCUACCAGGAGUGCAGCAUGAGCUGGACAAGCACCAACGCGAGCACAAGACCAUCGAUCAAUUCCACUCCAAGGUGGAGCAAUGCGUGCACAACCGCGCCAACUUCUCUGGCGAAGAGCUGACGCUUUAUAACCAACAUCUGAACCAGCUGCAGAAGCUGUAUGCUGAGCUGCUUUCUACCAGCACUAAACGCAUGUCAGACCUGGACGCGCUGCAAGAAUUCCUGCAAAGCGCAACAGCGGAGCUCAACUGGCUUAACGAGAAGGAGCAAGUCGAACUGGCGCGCGACUGGGCAGACCCGCACAUCAACCUGCCCGCCGUCCAGCAUUAUUAUGAGCAACUGAUGUCGUCGCUCGAGAAGAGAGAGUUGCAAUUCAGUAACGUGAUCGACCGCGGGGAGGCGCUGAUCGCGCAACACCACCCGGCCACCAAAACUAUUGAGGCGCACCUGCAGGUGAUGCAAUCGCAAUGGGCGUGGGUGCUGCAGCUGACGCUGUGUCUCGAGACGCAUCUGAAGCACACCACUCACUACCACAACUUCUUCGAAGAGGUCAAGGAAGCUGAGAAAUGGAUACAGAAACGCGAAGAAGCUCUAAACUCAACGUUCUCCCAGUCCGAAUUCACCCUCGACCAAGGCGAGCGUCUACUCAAAGGCAUGCAGGAACUCCGCGAGGAGCUCAACUCUCACGGCAGUGUGGUGUCGCGAUUGGUCGAAGAGGCUCAAUCUGUGCGGCCGGUCAAGCAAAGGAGGGCGCCGAUUACAAGGCCGCUGAGGGCUGAGACUGUGUGCGCUUACAAACAUGCCAAUAUCGCGAUCGAGAAAGGCUCAGCCGUCACAGUGGUGGACAACAGUGGUCGUUCCCGCUGGCUGGUCCGUCUCGGCGGCGCGGGCACCGAAGUGCAACUGCCCGGCGCCGUGGUAGCGCUACCACCGCCAUGCGCGCUCGCUGCUGAAGCUGCGCAGAGAUUGCGCAACGCUUAUGAUAGGGUGAUCCAGCUGUGGCAGAGGAAACAACUGCGCAUGCGUCAGAACAUGAUCUUCGCCACCAUCAAGGUGGUCAAGGGCUGGGACUUCCCGCAGUUCGUGGCAAUGGGCGCGGAGCAGCGUCAGGCCAUCCGUCGCGCGUUAAACGAAGACGCCGAGAAGUUGCUAGGCGAGGGCGAUCCCGCCGACCCGCAGCUUCGGCGCCUGCGCCGAGAGAUCGAUGACGUCAACCGACUCUUCGACGAGUUCGAGCGACGGGCUAGGGCUGAAGAGGAGAGCAAGAAUGCCGCACGCAUCUUCACAGAACAAUCAUCCUCACUACUUGAACGGCUCGAAGUUCUGGAGCGUCAGCUGCACGAGCGCAUCGCGAGCCACAUCCCGCGAGACCUGGAUUCGCUAGAGCACUUAGUUCUCCAGCAUAAGGACUGGGAGAGCUCUGUUCUCGCGCUCACCAGCCACGUUGAGGAGGUCCAGGCCACCUUCAGAGGCAUCGCCCUAAAGACGCCAGCUAUGAAGAAGAACCUCGACAAGGUCAUGGGCAAGUGGAACGAUAUGCAGUCCAAGAGUCAAUUGUUCGUCGAAAGGCUGAAGUACGUAGAAAUCGUGGUUAACAGCAUGGAAGAAAACCACCAGAGCAUCACCGAAUUCGAAAUCAAACUUGCGCAGUUCAACGACCUACCGAACGACAUCGAACUGCUGAAAGAUAUGCACGAAGAUCUGCUCCGCAUGCAAGUAGCAGUGAGCAAACAGCAGGUCCAGGUGGAACAAAUGAACGACGACGCCGAGAACUGUCGCCGAUUGGUCGAGAGCUCCCGCGCCGCGUUACCGCACACAUCGCUACCAAGAUCUGGCAAACAUAUAGACCUGGAGCGCCUGGAUAAGGAGGUGGCCCAGCUGAAUACCAGGUGGAACAACGUGUGCCAGCAGCUGGCUGAACGCCUCCGAAGCUGCGAAGCCGCGUAUCAACUCCUGCGCAACUACAACGCCGGGCUCGAGAAGGAGGCCGAAUGGAUCGACGACUCCUUCGGCAAGCUACAGGCUCAGCCGCCCAUCGAAGUGCGGCCUAAGGAACAGUUCGAACCCACCAGGAAUCUACUGACCAGUGUUGUGGAGCGAACGCCAAAGAUUGAGAAGGUUAACGUUGACGGUGGCAGAUUCAUAAGAGAGGCGAAGAUCCACUCAUCGCGAUGCCAGCGCUACGCAGAAUGGUUAUGCGACGAAGUGCAUCCCUCGCUCGACAUGAAACAAAUCAAGCGUCAAGCGGAACUGGACCAAGCGGAGCGACAUCGCAACAGGAAUAAGCCUGUACCUGAGCAGAGCGGGGCGGAGAACGUGGCUAGAGAACUGGAUGAUUUGAACGCGAAGCAUCAAAGACUGCUGGAUAUGUUGUAUGAGAGAUUGAGGAGGAUAGCCGCCGCCAACCCUGGAGACAUUGUGACAUUGCGUCUCGUGGAGGCGAUGGCGCCUCGCUCUGCGCGAUCCUUCCGCCAGGAAUUCAACAUGCAGGACCUGGCCAGCUCCACAGAGCACACCUACACUACCACCUACACCUCCGAACAAUACGUCAGGACGUCACAUUCGACAGAGCUAGAUGGGCACGCGCCCGUAUCUAAUGGCAAACUAGUCUCGCCCAACUAUACGACCAAAACCAUUAUCGAAGACGACAGACCUGACAUUAGGAAUCUCAAACGAGUACACAAAAUGUACGAAGGACCUAACAUUAUAGAGUCCAGAGGUAUCGUCCACCCGGAGACGAAAGAAAUACUCACAGUCGGACAAGCUAUUAACAUGAGAAUACUCGAUGUUCGGACGGGCAGGUUACUAUCCUCACCCGAAACGAGACAAACUAUGACAAUAGAACAAGCGGCAAAGCAAGGUCUCAUAGAUCCCAAACUCGCUGCGAGAUUAACAGGACCCUGUGGAGUAACAGAAGACGGAAACGAAGUCACGUUACUAGAAGCUAUACAGAGCGAACUGUACGACGCCGAACAAGGACUGGCGGAUCCAGCGGAAAAGAGAAUAAAGCAAGCAGUGGAGGAGAAGUACAGGCUUUGCGACGAGACGCUGUCGAAGCUUCUGGAAUGGAUCGCGGUGGUCGAGGAGCGAUUGGCUAACCAGGAGGCGGUCAAGGAAGACCUGGAUGAGCUGCGGAACCAGAUCAAUAUUCUCAAGCUGAUCAAGGAUGACUUGGAGAGCCACCAACGCCAGGUGUCUGCUUGCGCUGACCAGGCCAAGCAACUCCUGGUGUCCGGCGGAGACGUGCUGGCACCUCAUGAGGUGGCAGCACUGGAGCGUGGCGUGCGACAACUCAAGCAGCGGUGCGACAAGUGUUCCGACAAGUGCGACAAGAUGCUGCGGCGACUGGCCGCCGCGCGCGACGAGCUCGGCAAAUUCAAUAAUGAGCUGAACACCUUCAACACUUGGAUGGAGGGCGCAUACCGCACUCUAGAAGAGAAGGAAUCCGCGCUGUCCAAGCUAAAGAACCUUCCUGGACAGAGCGAGGACGUUCGCGAGUUCGUGUCUGAUGUCAUCGCUCACCAGGCUGACCUCCGGUUCAUCACCAUGGCGGCGCAGAAGUUUGUCGACGAGAGCAAGGAAUUCCUCACGAUCCUGAACGACUACCGCACCUCGCUACCUUCCCGGCUGUCGCACAUCCACCCUUCGGGCGACAGCGCGCUGCGCGAGGCCGCGGCGCUGGCGCGGCGCCGCCACGCCGAGCUGGCGGCGCGCGCGCAGCGCCUGCAGGACCGCCUGCGCGGCGCCGCCGACGUCACCAAGCAGUACCACGACGCGCUCGACCGCGCGCAGCGGUGGAUGAAGGAGGUGGAACCUCAAGCCCGCUCGGUGCUAUCGGAGCCCGUUGGUGGUGAGCCCCGCGCCGUGGAGACUCAACUCGCGCGCGCGAAGGCGCUGCACUCGGAGAUCUUGGCGCAGGGCCGCCUCGUCGACAACGCUAAAGACGCGUGCGAUCAACUAGUCAAAUCCCUGGAAGGCAAUCUCACCCCAUCAGAGAUCCGUCAGCUCGAAGUACCCGUACUAGACCUGACUGCUCGCUACGCGGAGCUGUCGGGAGCUGUCGGCUCAAGGUGUCAGGAGUUGGAAGCGGCUCUGCUGCAGUGCCAGGGGCUGCAGGACGCUGCUGAGACGCAGGCGCAGUGGCUGCAGCAAGCUGAGACGCUGUUCAAGACGCAAUCAAAACCAGCCUCUCUCAUCCGCGAGCGGCUCGACGAGCAAGUUCGCGAGCAGCGCAUCGCGCACGCGUCGCUAGAAGGCCGUCGCGCCACGCUCGCGAAGCUGCUCGGUCAGGUUCGCGACGCCGCUGCCAACCCGAGCAACGCCAGGAUCGCCAAGAAGCUAGAACAGAGGGCUGAGGAUAUCUACAACAGAUACGAAAAGCUACUCGAGCGCUCCACGAAACGCAACGAGUUCCUCGAAAGCGUAUGGAGCGAGCUGUCCCACUUCACACAGCUCGCGGGCAAGCUGGACGCGGCGCACGCGCAGCUGUUGGAGCAAGCUGACUCCAGGGAGCUGUCGCGGAUGAGCGCCGAUGAGCUGCGCUCCAGGCUGAGCGAUCUCGCGCACUUCAGGGACGUACAAAUGCCGUUGCUGGACGAGUGCCUGCAACAGGGCAAACAGCUGAUCACCAAGAAGGACGUCACAGACACCCACGUCAUCCGGGACAGGAUGAAGCUCCUGGAGAACGCGUGGCGCGACUUCAACACGUCUCUGGAAGAAAAACAGAAGCUGUCCAAGCAGCGCGCUGACCAGCUCAGCCAGUACGAGACCCUCCGAGCUCAGGUGUUGGAGUGGCUCCAAUCGUUCGAGAACCGAGUGGGGCGCCUGCAGCCCGUGGCUUUGGACCAGGAGGUGCUGAAACAGCAGGCUGACGAACUUAGACCUCUGGCCAAGGAGUACCGCGACUACUCCAUUACAAUUGACAAGGUGAACGAGGCAGGAGCAGUAUACGAGGCCCUCACUCGCGGUGACCGCGUGGACAGCCCACACCGCAAGAGGCAGCUCUACAGCCCCACCAAGCGACAGACGCCAGUGCGCACACUGGACGGACGCUCGCCGUCUCCGACGAAGGGCCACGGGCUAGUCAGCCCGGGCUCCACGCACUCAACCUCCAGCGGCUUCUCAUCUCGCCGCUCCUCCAGCGACCAGUUACAUCUUGAAGAACUGUCGCCGGUACAACAACAGCUGUCGGAGAUCAACAACCGCUACAGCCUGCUCGGGACCAAGCUGGCAGACCGGCAGCAGGAGCUGGACGCGGUCCGCGAAGAGCUGAGGAAGCAUGAGGACACCAUCCGCAACACUCACCACUUCCUGGACAAGGUGCAGAGGCAACUGCCAAAGGACUGCGUACCCAACACGAAGGAGGAGGCCGACAAGACCAUCAAACAAGCGCGCGCCGUGCUCGAGGAGAUGUAUGAGAAGCAAAGCGUUCUGGACUCUGCUAAGACUCAGGUCCGCGAGCUUCUGAAGCGCAAGCAAGGAGUAGCAGGCGCGGACCGUCUCCACGACGCCAUGGAGGAUGUCGUGUCUCGCUGGAAGAACCUGCAUGACGCUUGCAAGGACAACUUCCAGGAGAAAGUCAAGAGCCUAUCAGCCGACCUCUCCGACCUGGAAAAGGAGCUGGACACUAUGAAGCCACCGGGCCGCGACAUCAAGACCGUCCGUCAACAGCUGGAUGACGUCACUCGCUUCUACAAAAAGCUGGAGAGAGCUGAUGAUGUUGUCGCUGACGUUGAGCGCGCGGCUGAAGGGCUGGUUGAUAGCGGAUAUGCUGGUGAUGCUGCUAAGACUAGGGACCAGGUGGAAGGUCUCCGCAAACAGCUGGGCAAGCUGGACGAGCGCGCCCGUGCUCGCGAGCAAGACCUGGACGAUACUCUCAGCAAGCUGGAAGCCUUCUACAAGGCUUAUGAUUCCGUCAUGGACGAUGUUCAGGAGGCAUCCGAACAAGUGCGCAGUCUCAAGCCAGUAUCCUCGGAAGUCGAGCAGAUCCGCGCCCAGCAAAAGGACUUCGCUGAACUGCGUCGCCGCACACUAGAACCACUCGGACAAAAUGUGGCUCACUGCAACAAGAUAGGACAGGGUCUGGUGCGAUCAGCGUUAGCUGCUGUGUCUACUCAACAGCUGGAGAAGGAUUUGGAGAAGAUGAAUGACAAAUGGAACGCGCUUAAAGAGAAGAUGAACGAGCGCGAACGUCGCCUGGACGUGGGUCUGUUACAAUCCGGCAAGUUCGCCGAGGCGCUGGCUGGCCUAGACAAGUGGCUGUCCGACACUGAAGACAUGGUGCGCAACCAGAAACCGCCCUCCGCCGACUAUAAGGUGGUCAAGGCUCAGCUGCAGGAGCAGAAGUUCCUCAAGAAAAUGCUGCUAGACCGUCAAAACAGCAUGUCUUCGCUAUUCGCGAUGGGCAACGAGGUAGCGGCCGGUUGCGACAGCGGAGAACGCAAGGCCAUCGAGAAGCAACUGAAGGGACUUAUGCAGCGGUUCGACGCGCUUACUGACGGCGCUCAGCAGCGUAUGCUUGACCUGGAGCAGGCUAUGAAGGUCGCCAGACAAUUCCAAGAGGAACUACAGCCGCUUGUUGAGUGGCUGACCACCACCGAGCGCAAGGUCAAGGCGCUGGAGCUGGUGCCGACCGAUGAGGAGAAGAUCCAGGUCAAGAUCAGAGAGCACAAGGUGUUACACGACGACGUACUAUCGAAGCAGGGCGCCUUCCAACAGCUGACUGAGACAGCGUCCGCGCUGAUGGCGCUCGUGGGAGAUGAUGAGGCGGCCGCGCUGGCGGACCGUCUGCAAGCUGCCACUGACAGAUACCAAGCCCUAGUGGAGCACAGCCUGAACAUCGGCGAACUGCUGGACAACUCGCGCAAGGGUCUCCGACACCUGGUGCUGACGUACCAAGACCUGUCAGCCUGGAUGGACGGCAUGGAGCAAUACCUCGCCAAGAGGAAGAUCCUUCCGAUGCACAUGGAGAAACUGCUGCGGCAAAUGGAUGAACUAGCUGAAAAAACCGAAGAGAUAGCCUCAAAACAAGAGGCAGUCGACAGCACCGUGGAUUCCGGUCUCGAGCUGAUGAAGCACAUCUCUGGUGAUGAGGCGCUACAGCUCAAGGACAAAUUGGACGCGCUCCAGCGACGCUACAACGACCUCACCAGCAAGGGAGCCGACCUGCUGCGUAUCGCCAGCGAAACGCUGCCGCUGGUGCAGCAGUUCUUCAACACACACAACAGCUUGACGGAAUGGAUGUCCGGCGCCGAGUCAUGCCUGCAAUCCGUGGAACCGCGUGAAGAGGACAUCCUUCGUCUCGAAGGCGACCUGCAAGAGUUCCGUCCGCUGCUCGACAACAUCAACCUGAUCGGCCCGCAGUUGUGCCAGAUCUCUCCGGGAGAGGGCGCUACGCACAUCGAAGGCAUCGUUACUAGGGACAACCGUCGUUUCGAUGCUAUAGCUGAGCAAGUUCAACGUAAGGCAGAGAGACUGCUGCUCAGCAAGAAGCGCUCCCUGGAAGUGGUAGGCGAUAUGGAAGAGCUCCUCGAAUGGCUGAGGACCGUGUUCGCUCAACUUCGCGACGCGGAACCGCCGUCUAGCCAACCGGCUUUAGUGCGCGCGCAGCUGAAGGCUCAGCGGCCGCUUAAUGACGACGUAGCUGCGCAGAGAGUGCGCGUACGGGACCUGUUGUCGCAGGCUAAGAAGGUCCUCCGCGAAUGCCAAUCAUCGGAGGAGACAGCCGUGAUCCGCGACCGCAGCGAGGAGCUGAAGGAGAUGAUGGAGGAGGUGGGGCAGCUCAGCGCGGAGCGCCUCGCCGCGCUCGAGCAGGCGCUGCCUCUGGCCGAGCACUUCGCGGACACCCACCACGGAUUGUCGAUGUGGCUGGACGACAUGGAGAAACAGAUCCAGAUGCUGGCCAUGCCCGCCCUGCGGCCCGAGCAGAUUGCGCAACAGCAAGACAAGAACGAGAUGCUGCAACAGUCGAUCCUGGGGCACAAACCACUGGUAGACAAACUCGUCAAGACCGGAGAAGCGCUAGCCCGCCUAGUGGGCGAAGAAGACGCGAACAAAGUCCAGGAUAUAGUGGAGGCAGACUGCGAGCGGUACAACGCACUGCGGGCUGAGCUACGAACCAGACAGCAAGCGCUUGAACAGGCCCUGCAAGAGUCCUCUCAGUUCUCCGACAAGCUGGAAGGCAUGCUGCGAGCGCUGGCCGGCACGCAGGACCAACUGCAGCGCGCCGAGCCCGUCUCUGCGCACCCGCCUAAGAUUCAAGACCAAAUCGAGGAAAACAACGCGUUAAUAGAAGAUCUGGAGAAGCGUACUGAGGCGUACAACGCGGUGCAACGCGCCGCCUCCGACGUGAUCAGCAAGGCCAACAAGAGCGACCCCGCCGUGCGGGACAUUCGCAACAAGCUCGACAAACUGCACAAACUAUGGGACGACGUACAGAAAGCGACCUCAGACCGCGGUCACUCGCUCGACAGUGCGCUGGAAGUCGCCCGCAAGUUCUGGGCUCAACUGGAUGCGCUGAUGGCCACGCUGGCCGAGCUGGAGGACACGCUGACCGCCCAGCCGCCGCCCGCCGCGCAGCCGCGCGCUAUACAGGCGCAGCAGGUCGCCCUGCAGGAGAUCAGGCACGAGAUCGACCAUACCAAGCCUGAGGUGGAGAAAGUCCGCAAGACCGGCUCACACCUGAUGUCACUCUGCGGCGAGCCGGACAAGCCAGAGGUCAAGAAGCACAUGGAAGACCUGGACAGCGCCUGGGACAAUGUCACAGCGCUGUACGCGAGACGAGAGGAGAACCUCAUCGACGCCAUGGAGAAGGCUAUGGAGUUCCACGACACUCUACAGAACCUGCAAGAAUUCCUCGACAAGGCCGAGGACAAGUUCUCCCGCAUGGGCGCAUUGGGCUCAGACAUCGACGCAGUGAAGCGACAGAUCUCUCAACUAGCCUCGUUCAAGCAAGAGGUCGACCCGCAUAUGGUGAAGGUCGAAGCCCUUAACAGGCAAGCUCAAGAGCUGACGGAGCGCACAUCAUCCGAGCAAGCGGCGGCCAUCAAGCAACCUCUCACCGAAGUGAAUACGCGCUGGUCGGCGUUACUACGCGGCAUGGUGGAGCGGCAGCAACAGCUGGAGCGAGCUCUGCUGCGGCUAGGACAGCUGCAGCACGCGCUGCAGGAGCUGCUGGCGUGGAUCAACCACACUAGCGACACGCUCGACACGCUCAAGCCGGUGGCCGGAGACCCUCAGAUCCUGGAGGUGGAGCUGGCUAAGCUGAAGGUGCUGGUGAACGACAUCGCGGCGCACCAGGCCUCGGUGGACACGCUCAACGACGCCGGCGCGCAGAUCGUGCAACAGGGUACUGGCACCGACGAGGCGAGUGAGACUGCGGACAAGCUCAACACCCUGAACAGGAAGUGGCGAGAGCUGCAGCAGAAGGCUCGAGACCGCCAGGCCGAGCUGGAAGAUGCCCUGAGGGAAGCCCAGAGCUUCAACGCGGAAAUCGGCGACUUGCUGUCGUGGCUGUCAGAGGUGGAUGGAGUUAUCACGGCCUCCAAGCCCGUCGGUGGUCUGCCGGAAACCGCCUCGGAACAGCUUGAGAGGUUCAUGGAGGUUUACAACGAGAUCGAAGCCAACCGCCCCAAGGUGGAAGCAGUUCUGCAGCAGGGCCAAGAGUACCUGCGCCGGCAGGAGAAGCCCAACCCCUCCAGCCAGCUGCACCAGAACCUCAAGAACCUCAAGACCAGAUGGGACAACAUCACUGCCAGAGCAUCGGACAAGAAGAUUAAACUGGAGAUCGCGCUGAAGGAGGCGACAGAAUUCCACGACGCGCUGCAAGCCUUCGUGGACUGGUUAACUGGCGCUGAGAAGACGCUCUCCUCUGCCAAGCCUGUCUCUAGGGUCAUGGAGACUCUGCUGGUUCAAAUCGAGGAGCACAAGUCGUUCCAAAAGGAAGUGGCCACACAUCGCGAGACCAUGCUCCACCUGGACAAGAAAGGCACUCACCUCAAGUACUUCAGCCAGAAGCAGGACGUCAUUCUUAUCAAGAACCUGCUGGUUUCCGUCCAGCAUCGAUGGGAGCGCGUUGUUGCCAAGUGCGCUGAGCGAACCAGGGCAUUAGACCAUGGCGUUAAGGAGGCCAAGGAAUUCAGCGACAUGUGGAACAACCUGAUGAACUGGCUCAACGACACCGAGAAACAACUGGACGAGCUCAACUCGGAAACGACCGUCAACGACCCGGAGAAGAUCAAACAGAGACUGUCGAAGCACCGCGAGUUCCAAAAGGCGCUAGCAGCCAAGCAGCCCGUCUACGACCAGACGCAGAAGGUCGGCAAGACGCUCAAGGACAAGGCGCCGAAGACCGAUGAACCCACCCUCCGCACUAUGCUGCAGGAUCUCAAGACCAAGUGGACUACCGUCUGCUCCAAGGCUGUCGACCGACAACGCAAGCUGGAAGAGGCGCUGCUAUACUCCGGACAGUUCAAGGACGCGAUGUCGGCCCUGCUGGAGUGGCUGAAGAAACAGCAGAGCAAGUUAGCAGCCGACUCGCCCGUCCAUGGCGACCUGGACACCGUCAUGGCGCUCAUUGAACAGCACAAGCAAUUCGAGGAAGAUUUCCACUCGCGCGAACAACAGAUGCAGUCUGUACUCAAGACCGGCAAAGAUCUGGAAGCCACGGUGCCGCGCGAAGACGCGAGCAGCAUCAGACAGCAGUGCAGCGAACUCAAGCAGGCUUGGGACUCCGUCCAGAGUCUGAGCGAAAAGAAAGCGCACCGGCUGGAAUCUGCGCUCAAGGAGGCUGAGAAACUCCACAAAUCCGUGAACAUGCUUCUCGAAUGGCUCUCCGACGCCGAGACCAAACUUCGCUUCUCCGGCCAACUGCCCGAAGGCGACCAGGAGACCCAGCAACAGAUCCGCGACCACGAGCGGUUCAUCCGCGAACUGAAGGAGAAGCAGCGAGACAAGGACGACACGAUCAGCCUGGCUCACUCGAUCCUGGGCAAGGCGCAUCCGGACGCGGUGACGGUCAUUAAGCACUGGAUCACCAUCAUACAGAGCCGGUGGGAUGAGGUGUGGCAAUGGGCGAUGCAGCGCGGCGGCAAGCUGGACGCGCACAUGCAGAGCCUCAAAGACCUGGACUCUGUGCUGGAAGAGCUGCUGCAAUGGCUCAUGGGACUUGAGAAUACCCUGCUUUCAUUGGAAGCAGAGCCUCUGCCAGAAUCCAUCGAACUGCUGGAAGGCCUCAUCGAAGACCACAAGGAGCUUAUGGAGAACACGCAGAAGAGACAGAACGAGGUCGAUCGCGUCUGCAAGGCUUACCAGGUCAAAGCUCAGAGCCAAGGAAGAGAGUCGACACCACGCAAGGUGUCGGCGAAGUCGGCCGUCAAGGGUGCCCCUGGACGCGGUUCGCAGCACGAUUUGAACCGAGAGCGAUCGGUGUCGCCCGACUAUUACGGAUCGAGGCGGUACAGUCGCGUGAGCCCGGGCCGCGAGACUCCCGACCGCAACCUGCCGCACUACGGACCCAGGUUCCCGCCGAGGGGCAGCAAGGGCGCCGAGCCGGAAUUCCGCUCACCGCGCGUCCGCCAACUGUGGGACAAAUGGCGCACCGUCUGGCUUCUGGCGUGGGAGCGUCAGCGUCGCCUGCACGAGCGCCUAGCGCACCUCAAAGAGCUGCAACGCGUGUCCAACUUCAGCUGGGACGACUGGAGGAAGCGGUUCCUGAAGUUCAUGAACCACAAGAAGUCCCGUCUGACGGACCUGUUCCGCAAGAUGGACAAGGACAACAACGGGCUGAUCCCGCGCAACGAGUUCAUCGACGGAAUCAUCAACACCAAAUUCGACACUUCCCGGCUGGAGAUGGGCGCCGUGGCUGAUCUGUUCGACAGGAACGGCAGCGGGCUCAUCGACUGGGAGGAGUUCAUCGCGGCGCUGCGACCCGACUGGGUGGAGCGCCGCGGGCCGCCGACAGACGCCGACAAGAUCCACGACGAGGUGAAGCGGCUGGUGAUGCUCUGCACGUGUCGACAAAAGUUCCGCGUGUUCCAGGUCGGCGAGGGGAAAUACCGGUUCGGCGACUCCCAAAAGCUGCGCCUGGUCCGCAUCCUGCGCUCGACCGUGAUGGUCCGCGUGGGGGGCGGCUGGGUGGCGCUCGACGAGUUCCUCGUCAAGAACGACCCCUGCAGAGCCGAGGAGUUUUUGGAGCAGCUGAAGCCCAUAUUUGAGGCAUUAAGGCAGCGAGAAGAGCUUCCGUGUUCGUACCCACUGCACGUCGGUUCCACGCACGGCACAAAGCAGGCCUUCAUAUACGGCCACUCAAGAUCUCAGGGCUCGACGACUCCGGGCGCGCAUCACUACACGCAUCACCACGGCUACCAACCCUCUCCAGGAUACCACUGGGUACGCGAACGAACGGCGCGCUCGGUGCCUAUGUCAGGCGGCGUUCAAGGGCGUGCUUCACGUUCAUCACUGAGCGCUGGAACGCCAGACUCCCUGAGCGAUAACGAAGCUGCCAGCGGACUCGGGGCAAGAUAUAAGAAGCCUAGUGUGCCAAGAUCGACAUUGACGCCUGGAGGUUCACGGCCUGGUUCCAGACCGGGAUCAAGGACAGGCUCCAAGCCUCCUUCGAGACAUGGAUCCAACCUCUCAUUAGAUAGUACAGAUGACGUAUUAACGCCUUCCCGCAUACCGAUGCGCAAAGUGACCAACACUCGUGCAUCAACAGCACGCGCGGCGGCCAACGCCGCCAAGCUCGGUGUGGCCACGCCUAAUGGCGGCUCGCGCCCUCGCACUCCCACCGGUCUCCUCACACCAGCCAGUGGAAGGUACCCUAGCGGAGCGAUGUACCGCACGUCCAGUAUACCAACACUGUCGCCGGUGCCGGCGCUCGUGAGCUCGACUCAUUCCCAACCGUCCUCAAUGGUUUCCGAACUUCCCAAAUCUGCGUCUCACACUCAUCCCGCAUUCCAUACCCAGGGCUCUACAAAAAUCCCAGUGUACGUGGGCACCCGAUCCCAAAGGUCCCCUUCAGUCGAGAGACGAUUGAAAAUUUCUCGAAAAUCCCAAUCCCGAGAAAUGUCCCAGGAACCCAGUCCUACCUCUCAAGACCCUUCGAGAAAAUCCGAGCAGAGAAGUCCAGAAGAUGACUCCUCGUUAUUCAGCAUAUCGGGAAUGACAAGCGACAAUGAAUAUGAGAGUAACAUAAGCGAGUCGAGUGGCGACGCCUCAAAGCCGACCCAGCGAGACAUCAAAGGGAGCGGGUCGUUUGCCUCGACCGAUGGCCACACUCCCGGCCGCAGCCGUAUACCAGUGCUUAAGGAUCACCAUACUAACAGUAAUUCCAAUAGGCAAAGAACACCAUCCGGCAGCACGACGCCAGUGCGGCCGGGGCAGCAGACAGCGGUGUCGCGGCUGCUGCGAAAACCGUCAGACGCGUCCGACAGCGGAGCGCCCGCCACCCCGGGCUCGCGCCGCGGCACGCCUGCUUCUUCGAGAACGAUCGAAAAGCGCGAGCCUUUUAGGCUGUAGACGAUUUAAGGACGAUAUAAAGAAUAAUACCGCUGUAAUUACAUCGCUAAUGAAAAAAUGUCUUCCGAAGACAUUUUUUCCUAUAGUGAACUUUGCGGAUAAUAGUUACCUGUGUGAUGAGAGUCGCUUUGACUUGUGAUAUUACGUAUUCACGAUUUUUUUUUCGCUUUAUUGUAUUUGAUGUCUAGGCAAAAUAUAUGAAAAUCUAUUCCAUCUUUAAGAAAUCUUUUUGAGUCGUUGCGACUGUCAUGAGCAUAGAGAAUGUUAUAAUUAAUACUAACCGAGAAUUAACCGAUUCGCGAAUUAAGCAAAGCUUAAUGUUAUAUAAGAACGAAUUUGCGAAUGUGGCUUUUUAGUUAAGUAAAAGUUAAUAGAUGGUAGUAGUAAAACGUAAAGUCUGCACUUGUUGCCUUGUAUACUUAUUUUUUUCUACAAUCUGUGCAGUUUUGUGCACAUUGAAUUAGUUCUUUUAUUUAUUUUGUGCUGUCAGUAUUCUCCAGUAAACUCUUGCUGUGUCUAAGCAAGAUAUGAUUUCUGUAUCAAUGUGAAUAUUCCCCCUUUCUCUUAUUUAUUGUCAACGUUGCCAUAUGUUAGUGUAUGUUUUGUAUGUAAAAUACGUAUUACGGUCUCUCUAUUGAGACUGGCUGGACGGAAAAGUGUGAUUUUGUAACCUUUUUGUAAUAUUGUUUUCUUUUAGGGACCAUUUUGUAAACGAACUAUUGAGUAGGUAAUGGUGGGCCAGCGUUUGUGUUGAUCGCAUUCACGCGCGUCGUUACGCCAGACUUCGUGUGUUGAUAGGUCAAUAUCAAAUUUUGGCCAGUCAUUUGUUAAGGUGAUAAAUAGUCGUUGAGUGAUUAAUUUUGUAUGCACAAUCAUGUUUUCAUUAUUUCUCGUAUAUUUUUUUGUGUUCACUUUUAUUGGUAUGAAUGAUGUGAUAUCAUUCGAUAUGUAUGUACACAUUAUGUACAUGUUAUUAUAUUUAUACGGUGAUAUUACACAAUUUUGUUAUAACGGUAAUAAAGUGUUAUUUGGUUAACGAAGAGCAUGAAGUGCGCACUUCUAUCGCCAAAGUAGUGUGCCUUUUAUGUAUUAUAUAAAAUAUCUGCUCAUGAAAAUAAUUCCAAAACGGACUUUUAUGUUUAAGAGAUUUAACUAAAGUACACGUUGUCGCAAAAGACAU